AUGGUGGUGGUCAUCUGCGCCGCCCACAGCCUCCAGGCGUCCACAGCCUCCAGGCGCCCACAGCCUCCAGACGCCCACAGCCUCCAGGCAUCCACAGCCUCCAGACGCCCACAGUCUCCAGGCGCCCACAGCCUCCAGACGCCCACAGCCUCCAGGCAUCCACAGCCUCCAGACGUCCACAGCCUCCAGGCGCCCACAGCCUCCAGGCGCCCACAGCCUCCAGACGCCCACAGCCUCCAGACGCCCACAGCCUCCAGGCAUCCACAGCCUCCAGGCAUCCACAGCCUCCAGGCGCCCAACAGUCUCCAGGCGGCCACAGCCUCCAGGCGGCCACAGCCUCCAGGCGUCCACAGCCUCCAGGCAUCCACAGCCUCCAGACGCCCACAGUCUCCAGGGCGCCCACAGCCUCCAGACGCCCACAGCCUCCAGGCGUCCACAGCCUCCAGACGCCCACAGCCUCCAGGCGUCCACAGCCUCCAGGCAUCCACAGCCUCCAGACGCCUACAGCCUCCAGGCAUCCACAGCCUCCAGACGCCCACAGCCUCCAGGCAUCCACAGCCUCCAGACGCCCACAGUCUCCAGGCGCCCACAGCCUCCAGACGCCCACAGCCUCCAGGCAUCCACAGCCUCCAGACGUCCACAGCCUCCAGGCGCCCACAGCCUCCAGGCGCCCCACAGCCUCCAGACGCCCACAGCCUCCAGGCAUCCACAGCCUCCAGACGCCCACAGCCUCCAGGCAUCCACAGCCUCCAGGCGCCCACAGCCUCCAGACGCCCACAGCCUCCAGGCAUCCACAGCCUCCAGACGCCCACAGCCUCCAGGCAUCCACAGCCUCCAGACGCCCACAGUCUCCAAGGCGCCCACAGCCUCCAGACGCCCACAGCCUCCAGGCAUCCACAGCCUCCAGGCAUCCACAGCCUCCAGACGCCCACAGUCUCCAGGCGCCCACAGCCACCAGACGCCCACAGUCUCCAGGCGCCCACAGCCUCCAGACGCCCACAGCCUCCAGGCAUCCACAGCCUCCAGACGCCCACAGUCUCCAGGCGGCCACAGCCUCCAGACGCCCACAGUCUCCAAGGCGCCCACAGCCUCCAGACGCCCACAGCCUCCAGGCAUCCACAGCCUCCAGGCAUCCACAGCCUCCAGGCAUCCACGGCCUCCAGACGCCCACAGUCUCCAGGCGCCCACAGCCUCCAGGCAUCCACAGCCUCCAGGCAUCCACAGCCUCCAGACGUCCACAGCCUCCAGGCGCCCACAGCCUCCAGACGCCCACAGUCUCCAGGCGCCCACAGCCUCCAGACGCCCACAGCCUCCAGGCAUCCCACAGCCUCCAGGCAUCCACAGCCUCCAGACGCCCACAGUCUCCAGGCGCCCACAGCCACCAGACGCCCACAGUCUCCAGGCGCCCACAGCCUGCAGACGCCCACAGCCUCCAGGCAUCCACAGCCUCCAGACGCCCACAGUCUCCAGGCGGGCCACAGCCUCCAGACGCCCACAGUCUCCAAGGCGCCCACAGCCUCCAGACGCCCACAGCCUCCAGGCAUCCACAGCUCCAGGCAUCCACGGCCUCCAGACGCCCACAGUCUCCAGGCGCCCACAGCCUCCAGGCAUCCACAGCCUCCAGGCAUCCACAGCCUCCAGACGUCCACAGCCUCCAGGCGCCCACAGCCUCCAGACGCCCACAGCCUCCAGGCAUCCACAGCCUCCAGGCAUCCACAGCUUCCAGACGUCCACAGCCUCCAGACGCCCACAGUCUCCAGACGCCCACAGUCUCCAGGCGCCCACAGCCUCCAGGCAUCCACAGCCUCCAGGCAUCCACAGCCUCCAGACGUCCACAGCCUCCAGGCGCCCACAGCCUCCAGACGCCCACAGCCUCCAGACGCCCACAGUCUCCAGGCGGCUACAGCCUCCAGGCGGCCACAGCCUCCAGGCGUCGAUACCCUGGUUGAUACCUGCCUCCAGGCAUCCACAGCCUCCAGGACGUCCACAGCCUCCAGACGUCCACAGCCUCCAGGCGGCCACAGCCUCCAGGCGUCCACAGCCUCCAGGCAUCCACAGUCUCCAGGCGUCCACAGUCUCCAGGCGCCCACAGCUCCAGACGCCCACAGCCUCCAGGCGCCCACAGCCUCCAGACGCCCACAGCCUCCAGGCAUCCACAGCCUCCAGACGCCCACAGUCUCCAGGCGUCCACAGCCUCCAGGCAUCCACAGCCUCCAGGCAUCCACAGCCUCCAGACGCCCACAGUCUCCAGGCGUCCACAGCCUCCAGGCAUCCACAGCCUCCAGGCAUCCACAGCCUCCAGACGCCCACAGUCUCCAGGCGGCCACAGCCUCCAGACGUCCACAGCCUCCAGACGUCCACAGUCUCCAGGCGCCCACAGCCUACAGGCAUCCACAGCCUCCAGACGCCCACAGUCUCCAGGCGUCCACAGCCUCCAGACGCCCACAGCCUCCAGGCAUCCACAGCCUCCAGACGUCCACAGCCUCCAGACGCCCACAGUCUCCAGGCGCCCACAGCCUCCAGACGCCCACAGCCUCCAGGCGUCCACAGCCUCCAGACGCCCACAGUCUCCAGGCGCCCACAGCCUCCAGACGCCCACAGCCUCCAGGCAUCCACAGCCUCCAGACGCCCAUAGUCUCCAGGCAUCCACAGCCUCCAGACGCCACAGUCUCCAGGCAUCCACAGUCUCCAGGCAUCCACAGCCUCCUGACGUCCACAGCCUCAGGCGCCCACAGCCUCCAGGCGUCCACAGCCUCCAGGCGGCCACAGCCUCCAGGCGGCCACAGCCUCCAGGCAUCCACAGCCUCCAGACGCCCACAGCUUCCAGACGCCCACAGUCUCCAGGCGCCUUCAGACGCCCACAGACUCCAGGCGUCCACAGCCUCCAGACGCCCACAGUCUCCAGGCGCCUUCAGACGCCCACAGCCUCCAGGCGUCCACAGCCUCCAGACGCCCACAGUCUCCAGGCGCCCACAGCCUCCAGGCAUUCACAGCCUCCAGGCGCCCACAGCCUCCAGGCAUUCACAGCCUCCAGACGCCCACAGCCUCCAGACGCCCACAGCCUCCAGGCAUUCACAGCCUCCAGACGCCCACAGCCUCCAGGCAUCCACAGCCUCCAGACGUCCACAGCCUCCAGGCAUCCACAGCCUCCAGACGCCCACAGUCUCCAGGCGUCCACAGCCUCCAGGCAUCCACAGCCUCCAGGCGCCCACAGUCGCCAGGCGUCCACAGCCUCCAGGCGUCCACAGCCUCCAGGCGCCCACAGCCUCCAGGCAUCCACAGCCUCCAGGCAUCCACAGCCUCCAGACGCCCACAGUCUCCAGGCGUCCACAGCCUCCAGGCGUCCACAGCCUCCAGGCGCCCACAGUCUCCAGGCGUCCACAGCCUCCAGGCUCCCACAGCCUCCAGGCAUCCACAGCCUCCAGGCAUCCACAGUCUCCAGGCGUCCACAGCCUCCAGGCAUCCACAGCCUCCAGACGCCCACAGUCUCCAGGCGUCCACAGCCUCCAGGCGUCCACAGCCUUCAGGCGCCCACAGCCUCCAGACAUCCACAGCCUCCAGACGCCCACAGUCUCCAGGCGUCCACAGCCUUCAGGUGUCCACAGCCUCCAGGCGCCCACAGCCUCCAGGCAUCCACAGCCUCCAGCCUCCAGGCGUCCACAGCCUCCAGGCGUCCACAGCCUCCAGGCGCCCACAGCCUCCAGGCGCCCACAGCCUCCAGACGUCCACAGCCUCCAGGCAUCCACAGCCUCCAGACGCCCACAGUCUCCAGGUGGCCACAGCCUCCAGACGCCCACAGCCUCCAGGCGGCCACAGCCUCCAGGCGCCCACAGCCUCCAGGCGCCCACAGCCUCCAGACGUCCACAGCCUCCAGGCAUCCACAGCCUCCAGACGCCCACAGCCUCCAGGCGGCCACAGUCUCCAGGCGGCCACAGCCUCCAGACGCCCACAGCCUCAGGCGUCCACAGCCUCCAGGCGCCCACAGCCUCCAGGCGCCCACAGCCUCCAGACGUCCACAGCCUCCAGGCAUCCACAGCCUCCAGACGCCCACAGCCUCCAGGCGGCCACAGUCUCCAGGCGGCCACAGCCUCCAGGCGGCCACAGCCUCCAGGCGCCCACAGCCUCCAGGCGCCCACAGCCUCCAGGCGGCCACAGCCUCCAGGCGGCCACAGCCUCCAGGCGCCCACAGCCUCCAGGCGGCCACAGCCUCCAGGCGGCCACAGCCUCCAGGCGGCCACAGCCUCCAGGCGCCCACAGCCUCAGGCGCCCACAGCCUCCAGGCGCCACAGCCUCCAGGCGGCCACAGCCUCCAGGCGUCCACAGCCUCCAGGCGCCCACAGCCUCCAGGCGCCCACAGCCUCCAGGCAUCCACAGCCUCCAGGCGUUCACAGCCUCCAGACGCCCACAGUCUCCAGGCGGCCACAGCCUCCAGACGCCUCUGAAGACACGGUGGACUUUCGUCACGCAGAA
Molecule: messenger RNA, 4470 nt
Organism: Procambarus clarkii (red swamp crayfish)
Lineage: Eukaryota; Metazoa; Arthropoda; Malacostraca; Decapoda; Cambaridae
Source: RefSeq, a predicted model, not a curated record